AUGACAUCUUUGGUGGACAAGAAACGCAAACGCGGAGUUGCCGGCUCCGCGUUGAACAUCCCCGCUAUCCUCGGCGUAGGCUACGCCGCAUACUCCGAUACUUUCGACUUCGAUUAUUUCCAAUCCUUGGGAUAUAUCAACAUCAGUGAGCAAGAUCUUCACAUCCUGCUCUUGGAAGCAGUCCUCUCCGGACGUUUAGGCUCAAAUAAUACCGAGCCUCAAGUUGUCAUGGGGCAUCAACUAGAACUCUACGUCAAGGAAUCCCACCGUCUCCUUCGAGGGACAACUUUGGCAAGACUGAUGCCAAUGAUGUUGUUGGAAGGCUAG
This is a messenger RNA of Penicillium taxi, 327 nucleotides long. RefSeq lists its product as uncharacterized. The record is from RefSeq and is a predicted model, not a curated record. Bases 1 to 327 code for a protein of 108 amino acids. The transcript has a single exon. NCBI's taxonomy places the organism in Eukaryota, Fungi, Ascomycota, Eurotiomycetes, Eurotiales, Aspergillaceae.